Molecule: messenger RNA, 252 nt
Organism: Suillus paluster
Lineage: Eukaryota; Fungi; Basidiomycota; Agaricomycetes; Boletales; Suillaceae
Exons: 2
Molecular function (GO): protein binding
Source: RefSeq, a predicted model, not a curated record
UUUUCUAGCAAAUUUACUCUCACUCGCCACACACAGGCAGUCAAUACAUUGGCUAUGAGUAUGCACGGAGCAUUUCUCCUUACUGGAGUCGUAUGGAGCCUUGUAUCUGGUGAAAUGAUUCAAGAAAUAUUUGCACCAGCAGCAGGUUAUAUCAGCGCUAUUAUUUGGAUGGAUAUUGACGACCAUGGGGAAUCCACCUUUGCGUUUGGAGCUUCAGAUGGCAACAUCCAAGUAUAUGAAAGAUCCAAUGAU